Messenger RNA from Striga asiatica, 3369 nucleotides. The record is from the annotation of a GenBank genome assembly. Lineage: Eukaryota; Viridiplantae; Streptophyta; Magnoliopsida; Lamiales; Orobanchaceae.
UCUUUGUUUUCAAACAAUGUAUUAAUGUGUUGAUUUUUUCCCAUUUGCAGGGGUGUCCUAUAUUUCACUCACCAUGCCUAUUUCAAGAAACACUGAGGUUCUUCAUCUGAUUUAAUGUUACUCUUAGUGCUUAAAAAGUAUUUGGGUUUGGGAAUUUGUGGUUAAAUGAGCUCUUAUCCGCAGCCUGGGGAUCUUACCGAGCAGCAGCAGCCAGUUUUUAAUUUUUCCAGUGCUCUUCCUUUUAAGAAGAGAAGAUUUCCUGUAAUCCGGCCGCCAUCUCCUCCUCCGGAAGAAACUAUUUCGAGCCCCAUAAAAAAUGCAUCGAAGAACGAGCAAGAGUCUAAGAUUUCUGAGAAUAAUGAAUUAAAGAGCCAGCAAGAAUUGAAAAUUCAAGAUGGAGAAAACCCAUCUUCGAUUGAUGCAAGAAAUGCAUCUUCUCCUGGGAAUGCUGACAUGAACAAGGCCUCUGUAUCAGCAGUUGAAAAAGACGUGAGCACUAGUAAUACCGAUUUGGGAACACCUAAUACGGAAAAUGUUCAAUCCAAGUUGCAAGACGAGAAGCCCACUGUUAAUUUAAAAUCUGUUGCUGAUUUGGGGAAUAGUAAAUUUGAUAUAUUAUCUAAUGAAAAUUCUCCAGAAUUCGAUGUUCCGAAAAGCUGUGCGCGUUCUCAAAUUGAAGGCACCUGUGGAGUCGAAUCCUCAAUGGGCCCGAUGAGUGUUGAACUGUCGUUAGGAGGGAAAGAACUUGCUGUUCCUUUUACGGAACAUGAAAAAGAUGAAGAUAUCUGCAAUAAACCCGACAAAUCUGAUCCUUCUUUGUUGAGUAUGGCCUUGAGCGACAAAGAACUUGCUCGACUUGAAAAAAUUGAUUCUACUCUAAACGAGGUGGCCAGUCAAGCCAUCACCAAUCGGUCAAACUGGGAUUUGAACACAACCAUGGAUGUUUGGGAAGGUUCCUUGGGUACUAAUGCAUUAACAGACACGCCGGCUGGCAUCUUUGGAUCUCGAAAGAAUGAUGACAUCCAAGAUGAGAAAUUCUCACUGAUUACGGCUGGAAAAAUUGACUUUAGUUUGGAUAAAGGAAAAAAAAUUCUGGAUGUUAGUGGAUCCAAUACUGAUGAUUCCCUUGGUCUUAGACUUGCCACGCCACAUAUGGAGCCAGAUGUUAGAAAAGAGCAUUUUUCAUUAUCAGAUAGCUCGUUUGCCACCAGUUCUACUAGUUGUUUAGGUUUGCAAUCGGUACAAACAUCGGCCUCGCCCGUGAAAUCAGAACCUGUUGAUGAGAAUACCAAACGUGACUGUAACAUGGGUAAUGGUAGCAAUAGCAAUGUGGUGGGGUUAUUGAAGUUGAGUUCCGUGAAAACAGAACUUGUCGAUAAUCACAGAGUGGAAACUGUACUGCAACAAUCUGUUAGCCCGGAAAAAUUAAUUUAUUCUGGCGAGUCAGUGAAAUCUGAAGCUAUUCAUCAGCAUAAUCAGACAGCGUGCAAAUCUGAUGAUAUAGGGAAUUUGAGUGCUGUAGAUCAUGAGGAUACUUUUGAAUUAGAUGAUGAUGAAAAGUUAAACGGCCCAGCUGAAACAACUGAAGUUGGUGUCUUGAUUGAUAAAGGAGAAAACAAACGCAGAAAGGAGGAUGAGGAGUACGAGGAUGGUGAGGUUCGAGAGCCAAUUCAAUGCCCAGGUGCAGAAAAACCAGUUGGGGUUGAAAAGGAAAUGGAGAAUUCUGAGUAUUUCAUGCAUGCUUCUCGAAAUUCGCAGCCUACGGGUGAUCAAGACAUCAUCAGCCCAUCCAAGUUUAACCCACCUAAAGAUUCUGCAAAGAAAAUUCUCGAGGAAACUCGUAACGACUUGAAUGGUGAUAGCCUUAGUCCCUACGGUGAAAUUAACUGUUUGCAGAAAGCUUCGGAAGAAGUGUUGGAAGGUGGGGUUGAUGAGAAGAGAGCCAUCAGUGUAAAUCCUGACGAGCUGCUUCAAAAUUGUCCUGCAAAAGAAAUUUCGGUCUACAAACUAGCUGAUGUUGACUGUGGGGUAAGUAUUGAGCUUGAAGACGCAGAUAACAAUAAUUCAACCUUGUCUAAAUCUGAAACAUCUUUGGACGGCCAUGACUGUGUCAAAGAUUCCAGCAAUUUAGGCAACAAGAGCCGAAUUAUUAAUUUAUCUCGUGCUUCAGCUGUGACAAGUCCUUCCAAAACAGAAUCCGUUACAAAAACGUUACUAACAACACAGAGUGGAAAAGAAAGGUACUCUGGUUUUGAUGGACAGGCACAACAAUGGGGAAAUAAUAGGAAUCUACGAUCGAGUUUCUCGAACAGAAGGAGAAUAUCCGGCCGCUUUGACUCACGGGUUGACUGGGACUCGUCUGAUCAUGACUUCGCAUCCGAGAUCCUUUACAGCCCGUCUGAUUACCGGCCCACCAGGCGCCAGCUCACCUCUGAUCUCGACACUGAAUGCAAUGGCUACGAAAUCCAACAAGAUGGGCCUUCUGACAGACGGAAAUCCAAGAAGGAUGAAUUCCCUUCACUUCGCCGUGACAGAGAGAACCACCAAAUCUUCUCCCUAUUUCGAAAUUCGAGCCCGAAUCGACAACGAGACAAAUUCAUGCGGCAUUUAUCAGACGAAAUUAUCAAUAAUCCUUCUUCAUACAAUAAUCCGCAAGCAAUUUACGAUGAGCUCGAUGAUGGGCAGCAGCAGCAGCAGCAGCUUGUACGGGGCAACAGAAAUUUCUCCAACAUGCAGAGAAGAAAGGGGUAUUCUCGGAACAACCGCUCGAAAUCUCCUGCUCGGGACACUCCGGGUUUUUACAGAAGUGGGAGGAUGAGGUCUCCUGACCGAACGCGUUUUCGUGAUGAGAUGGUUCCUAGGAGGCGUGGGUCCCCCUCAUACGGACCCAGACAUCAUCCUAGUAACGAUCUUAGGAGAGGCUCGCCUGAACGGGACUUCUCGAGAAGCGGCCGUAGAAGAAAUGAAGGGUUCGAUAAUUCUAGGGAGAUGAUGGGGGACUGUGACGAGUACAUGAACGGGCCCGGUAAUAGUAAGUUCAACGAGAGGCGAGGGCCCGUUCGUUCGUUUCGGCCCGGUUUUAACGGCGACAGUGAGAAUUUGAAUUUCCGGUUUAAUCUGGACGAGGGUCAUAGGCCUUACAGAUUCUGUUCGGAUUCAGAUGGUGAGUUUGGAGAGAGGGGAAAUGGUCGAAUGAGAGAGAGGGAGUUUGACAGGCGCGUGAAGCAGCACCAUAAUCAGUCUUUGGGUGUGUCGAGGAGGAUUAGAAAUGUGGAGGAUCAUGAGGAUGGGAAUUACAGGACGGUCGAGCGGGCCUGGCAUGAUAAUGAUGGGUUUUCUGAUGGGAGAGAGAAAAGAAGGAGAUUUUGA